CUCUCUCUCUCUCUCUCCAAAAAAAUGUCCAAGAAAAUAAUACUAUCUGACAAUAAACGCAAGCUAUCUCUCACAUGCGCGGCGGCAAUAAUCGAGAUCAAUGUUGAUCUUCUAACAGAAAUACUCCUACGAGUCCCCGCCAAAUCACUCAUCGGAUUCAAAUCCGUAUCCAAACAAUGGCUCUCUCUCAUCUCCGACGCCCGAUUCUGCCGCAACCAUACCCGACAAAAUCCCUCCCCUCCCAUCUCCGGCCUCUACUUCUACCCCAAACGGCCCGAACGAGAUCAAUCGUUACCAUUAAACAAUCGACUCAACGCCGUCUCGGUUUGCGAUCACCCAGGGACAAGUCUUCCGAGUUUCUCAUUUAUGGAGGAUUCAGGACCAGGAUCUGCAUUAACAGUUGCUCACUCUUCCAAUGGAUUGAUGCUGUGCACCUUUGGGAUUUCCAAUUACACGGUUUGUAAUCUGACCACCCAAAAGUUCGUGGUUCUUCCCAAACUCGCCGUUCUAAAUUACAAAUCGCUGGUUUGGUUACGACAUUACUUGAUUUAUGAUCCUAAGAAAUCACCUUACUAUAGAGUUGUGGUGGUUAGUAAUACUUAUGAUCACUCGGGUACUUCCCGAUUCGAUGUGUACUCUUCCGAGAGCGGCUCUUGGAAAAGCACGGUUGCCACCCCGGGGAUUUCCAACCCGGUGUUGGGACAUGGGGCCGUUUGGAAUGGAGCAAUCUUUUGGAUGCAUUGCUGGCCGGGUCCUGAGAGUUGCUCGGAGCAUGAUCACUUUUACUUUCGAUUCGACAUAGAUGCAAAGAGGCCAACUACGACAGGAGUGCCAUCCCCCGGUAAUCAUUCUAAGCUGAUUAUGUAUUUUGGAGAAUGUGGGGGCCAUUUGCUUCUUAUACAAAUUCCUCGCCACAAUGCUACAGAAUUCAGGGUGCUUGAGAUGAUGGACGGUGAGAAUAAAUUUCGGUGGACUGUCAAAUAUAGCGUUGAUCUAGGACCCUUAAAAUUGCCAAGAAGUAUCUCCUAUAGGUUUUCGGUGUUAGGUGUUAUGAAUGUGGGAGCAAAUGAAAAUGAUCUGGCAGUGGUGUUAGACGGUGGAGGCAAAGUCAUACAGUAUAAUAUUAAGGGCAAGACAUCGCGGGUGCUUUGUUUUUUGGGGUUCGGAGAUGACUUUCUAUUUUCCACAUCCAAUCCUCUCAGGGGUUCUUAUCACUUCAUCGAAAGUCUAACGCUUGUUUGA
Rhododendron vialii is the source of this 1242-nucleotide messenger RNA. RefSeq names its product F-box protein At5g07610-like. Gene Ontology annotation, molecular function: protein binding. Bases 25 to 1242 code for a protein of 405 amino acids. Lineage: Eukaryota; Viridiplantae; Streptophyta; Magnoliopsida; Ericales; Ericaceae. The record is from RefSeq and is a predicted model, not a curated record. The transcript has a single exon.